This is a messenger RNA of Cylas formicarius (sweet potato weevil), 1793 nucleotides long. Its product is annotated as corticotropin-releasing factor receptor 2-like. NCBI's taxonomy places the organism in Eukaryota, Metazoa, Arthropoda, Insecta, Coleoptera, Brentidae. Gene Ontology annotation, cellular component: plasma membrane. Gene Ontology annotation, molecular function: G protein-coupled peptide receptor activity; peptide hormone binding. The record is from RefSeq and is a predicted model, not a curated record. Gene Ontology annotation, biological process: adenylate cyclase-modulating G protein-coupled receptor signaling pathway; cell surface receptor signaling pathway. The transcript is spliced from 7 exons. Bases 127 to 1737 code for a protein of 536 amino acids.
CGUCACAAUUUUUCACAAGUCGCCGCGUUUUAUCGUCACGGAUUGCGACAAAUCGGUGGCGAGAUAAGAUUAACGAUAUAAUCCCAAGUAUUAGGGUAUCGGAUCGUUAUUAGUUUAUAUUGGGCUAUGAAUUCGCGAUAUAUCUCGGUUACUUUGGUGCUCUGCUGCGUCUCCUGCAAUCUGCGGCAGGUGCACGCUUCCGAUCAGCGGCUCGAGUACUGUCCUCCUGACGAAUACGACAUAACGAAGGCUUGCUCUUUGAGGGGCUCGCAAAUUUCCCAAGUCAAGUGGAACCACUACGCCGGUUUCUACUGCUACAACUACACGAACGAGUUCAGGCUCAACUUCAAGUACAAGUACGUGGUGGUGCCGGCCAGCUGCGACCGUCUUAACCUCACUUUUGAUGUCCCCGUCGCCGUCAACGGUUCGGAAGUGUUUUCGUUCGAUUAUAAGGACGCCAGGUCCGCGGCGCUCCUCAGACGAUCUUUCAAGUCAGAUUCCUUGUUCGACAACUUCGUCAAAUGUUGCGAAGAGGCGGAACAUUGCUGCUCGAACGCGAUGACGGGAGAGAACAUCGUCAGCACCGCCGAGUACUGCCCUGUGGUUUGGGACGCUUGGUCUUGCUUCCCCAGGACGAAGGUCAACACGACGAGAUUGAUAACGUGUAGCAGCCAAGCCUACCAGAAUCCAGACGGAGUAUGCGCAUUGGAAAGCAGAAAAGACUGUCUCUGGAACUCCUCGACCGGCCUAGCCGAAUGGAACCAACAGACGGACUACAGCACAUGCGCGAUAGCUCCCGUCUACCUCAAACGCUAUUCCUUCCACGUGAUCUUCCUGUACGUCUGCAUCGGUUGUUCUCUGCCCGCCAUCGCGAUCUUUUUCGCCUUUUCGACGUUUCGCGAGACGACCAGGGUGAUCCUCCAUCGUAACCUGCUGAUCGCCAUAGUUGUCCGCAACGUCCUGACCAUCUUGGCAAAGGACUUGGUGCUAAUCGACGCGUUGCAGUCGAACGCGAUCAGCAAUCACGUCAUGGAGAGGAACACGGUGGGUUGCAGGGUUUUGGCGUUCUUUGUCAGCGCCGCCACCAACUCCAUCUACGCGUGCAUGUUCGUAGACGGCUAUUAUUUGCACGCCGCCAUUGUCAGGUCGUUUGCCAAGGAGCCGAGACGCUUGCAUUUGUACCUCGUUGUGCUGAUUUUGACACUGGUGCCAUCUAUAAUAUGGGCAACGAUAGUCGGGAUCAACGGCAGAGUGGACUGUUGGAUGGUAGAUAGACACAACGAGCAAUGGGCGGUGGACGGUUUGAGAAUAGUGAUACUGCUGAUCAACUCCGGGCUCCUACUAGAUAUUAUCCGAGUGAUGAUCUCGAAGAUGAAGCAGGGCGGACCGACGAGACAAACCAAGGCAGCGUUUAGGGCGACCUUGUUCCUGAUACCCUUGUUUGGACUUCACAUAUUCAUCACAGCCAAGAAGGUGGUAGUGGACGAGAGUUGCCUAGCGGAAGACGUCUACGACUACUUCAGGUAUUCGAUGGAGGCGCUUCAGGGCAUAUUCGUGGCGGUUUUGUUCUGCUACGCUAAUCGCGAAGUACACGGCGAGAUCAGAAACGCGCUCAGAAAGCUCGACAUCCACCUCGAUCAGAAGUACGGAUGGAGUUUCAAAAAGACGUCGACGAACAGAAGAAGAACCACUACCGCCACCUACGUGGCGCCCAGCGAAAGACGCGACAGCUUUUAAUGUUAAAUUCUUUUAUACCUACACCGUAUUUAUAAAUUAAUUAUAAUAAAGUUUUC